AAGUUAUCAACUUUAAACAAUUGAUAACCCCCUACGAACAAAUAUAUUAGCAAAUAGUCAUCGUCAUUUCAUUUGAAAAUUUUUAUUACCAUAGCAUUACACUAUCGCCAAAAGGUCAAACGAUAACGGAAAAAUUAAAACUUGCAUGCGUUUUUUAACUUAAAUCGUCAAAAGAAGUCUUCAGAUUUGAACCAGCAUGUUUUCCCGCGCUUUUUUAAACAGACCCCACCUGUUGCACGCCAAGAAUCUAGGUAAUAUUUUGCGACAAUCCACGGGCCCUUUAGCAAAAAUGGACAUUUCCCAAACUCUAAACCGCAACAUAUGGGAAUCCGACCCGGAACUAUUCGAAAUAAUGAAAAAAGAGAAACUUAGACAAAAAUCUGGGCUUGAAAUGAUCGCUAGUGAAAAUUUCACGACUCUGCCCGUCUUGCAGUGCCUUAGUUCCUGCCUGCACAACAAAUAUUCCGAAGGCCUCCCCGGGCAGAGAUAUUACGGUGGUAACGAGUUUAUUGACCAAGUUGAAGUUCUGGCGCAAAAAAGAUCGCUGGAAACGUACAAAGUGAGCCCUGAGGAGUGGGGCGUCAACGUGCAACCUUACUCGGGCUCUCCAGCGAAUUUUGCCACCCUCACUGCAGUGGUAGAACCACACGGCAGGAUCAUGGGUCUUGAUUUACCCGACGGUGGUCAUUUGACCCACGGUUUCUUCACGGCCACCAAAAAAAUCUCCGCCACCUCUAUUUUCUUCGAAUCUAUGCCCUACAAGGUGGAUCCUGAGACAGGGUUGAUCGAUUACGAUCAGUUGUUAAAGACAGCUAGACUUUUCAAGCCUAAGCUUAUCAUUGCUGGAGUUUCUUGCUACUCCAGGGCUUUGGAUUACAAGAGAUUCAGGGCUAUUUGUGAUGAAGUGGGGGCUUAUUUGAUGUCCGAUAUGGCGCAUAUUUCAGGAUUGGUGGCUGCAGGUGUGACUCCAAAUCCUUUUGAUUACAGUGAUAUUGUUACCACCACUACCCACAAAAGUUUAAGGGGGCCCCGUGCUGGGGUUAUUUUCUUCAGGAAAGGAGUUAGAUCUGUUAAUGCUAAAGGAGAAAAAAUCAUGUACGAUUUGGAAUCUAAAAUUAAUCAAGCAGUAUUCCCAGGUUUACAAGGUGGGCCACACAACAACACAAUCGCUGCCAUAGCAACGGCCAUGAAACAAGCGAACACGCCCGAAUUCGUGACGUACGCCAAACAGGUGGUUGCGAACGCCAGACGCCUAAGCGACGGCCUCCAAUCGAAGGGGUACAAGGUCGUGACGGGGGGAACGGACGUGCACAUGCUUCUCGUCGAUUUGAGGAGCGCGGGAAUCACCGGAGCGAAAGGGGAGUACAUCCUCGAGGAGAUCUCGAUAGCCUGCAACAAAAACACCGUGCCCGGGGACAAGAGCGCCCUGAACCCUUCGGGGAUUCGCCUGGGAACGCCGGCUCUGACCACCAGGGGGCUCGAGGAGGCGGACAUCGACGCGGUUGUCGGUUUCAUCGACAGAGGGCUCAGGUUGGCCAAGAAAAUCAACGACAAGUCCGGGCCCAAGUUGGUGGACUUUAAAAAAUUGCUGCACGAGGAGUUUCAAGGUGAAGUCGACAGUUUGAAGAAGGAGGUGGAGAGUUUCAGCAACGCGUUCCCCCUCCCUGGCUUGGAGGAGUAUUAAACCAUCUUUUUGUUAUUUAUUGUUAAUUUUUUAUUUUUAUGAAAAUUCUUU
This is a messenger RNA of Brassicogethes aeneus, 1735 nucleotides long. Lineage: Eukaryota; Metazoa; Arthropoda; Insecta; Coleoptera; Nitidulidae. The record is from the annotation of a GenBank genome assembly.